Molecule: messenger RNA, 825 nt
Organism: Sciurus carolinensis (gray squirrel)
Lineage: Eukaryota; Metazoa; Chordata; Mammalia; Rodentia; Sciuridae
Product: dual specificity protein phosphatase 18-like
Exons: 4
Biological process (GO): protein dephosphorylation
Molecular function (GO): MAP kinase tyrosine/serine/threonine phosphatase activity
Source: RefSeq, a predicted model, not a curated record
ACCGCCCUGACGACAGCACCCCUGUGUACCUUCCCAGUUCAGUUCCGGCAGCCCUCAACCAGCGGCCUCUCACAGAUGACCAGAAGCCUGUACAUCAGCAAUGGUGUGGCUGCCAACAACAAGCUCUUGCUGUCCAGCAACCAGAUCUCUUCAGUCAUAAACGUCUCAGUAGAGGUGGUAAAUACCUUCUAUGAGGAUAUACAGUACACACAGGUGCCUGUGGCCGAUGCACCUAUCUCGAAGCUCUAGGACUUCUUUGACCCCAUCGCUGACCACAUCCACAGUGUGGAAAUGAAGCAGGGCCGUACAUUGCUACACUGUGCCGCUGGUGUCAGCCGCUCAGCCACUUUGUGCCUUGCCUACCUCAUGAAGUACCAUGCCAUGUCCCUGCUGGAUGCCCACACAUGGACCAAGUCAUGCCGGCCCAUCAUCCAACCCAACAAUGACUUUUGGGAGCAACUCAUCCACUAUGAGUUCCAGUUGUUUGGCAAGAAUACUAUACACAUGGUCAGCUCCCCAGUGGGAAUGAUCCCUGACAUCUAUGAGAAGGAGGUCCGUUUGAUGAUUCCACUCUCUAUACCAGAUGAUGCCUUUUAUAAGGGCAAGAAAAAAGAAAGUGAUGCCACAGCUUUCACCUCUGUCUUCCUGGAACAUGUGGAUGCUGCUGUGGCUGCUGUGGCUGCUGUUGUUGCUUCUCCUGGCCUGGCUGCUGCAUUCUAUCUUCAGGGCAGCGGGCUGGUGGCAGGGCACUCUGGAGAUGAAAAUGUGGCCCAGUGGACACCUUCACGACACAUUGCUGAGAUUCUGAAAAGAGAACCCUUCUAA